AAGGCUUGCCUGAGACUAGUAGCUGAAAGGGAAGACAAGGAAACCAUCAGCAUUCGCUAUUAUGAGAUUAAGAAUCUUUAAUACAUUAAGGAAAAUCUUGGACAUGAAGACUGUAUUGCUCAUGUGCUGUCUUGUAGCCUCUGUAAUAAGCAAGACUCCUGUUUCUCUCAAGAUGGGCUGUCAACAGUCUACUACUUCUGCUGUUGAUUGUUCCUUUCAGUUCACUAAUGUGGCAGAUGAAGACUAUUAUCUCCUCAAGCGUGACACUCCUCUUGAAGGACUCCACUCUUCUUUUGUCUCUGUAUCUCGUGAUGGUGUCCCCCUUCAAUAUGAAGGAUGUCAUUUCUAUCGUGCUCCUCCUCAAAAAGAUGAAUUUAUUCUUCUAAAGGCAGGAGAGAGUGUAACAGCAAGUGCUCAAAUUAACAAUAUCUUUACUUUUUCUUCUGAUGGAAUGUACAACAUACGAUACAAUAAACCACUGGAGGUCUUGCUAAAAGAUAAGAUGGAACUGCAGUCUGACUCUGAGGACAUACAUGUAGAAGAGGUAGAUCUAAUGAAAGUAGAAGUUAGCGAGUCUGUUGACAUUCAAUUGGAGAACACUGACCUUCUCUCACGUCCAGUCAAAGAAGAGGUCAAAGAAAGUGAUGAGGUUUACAUGGAAUCAUGUGAUAAUGUAGCCAAAUUUGUUGGUGGUUCAGCUGCAGUCCGUGCUGAAACUGUUUUAGCUCACAACAAGUUAUGCAAAGGCCUUAUCCAUGCAAGAAGUGAGGUUGGUAACAAUCAAAGAUACAGAACAUGGUUUGGAGCUUAUACUCGUAGACGUAUGAACACAGUCAGAAAUAAAUUUUGGCAGGCUUUUGAAAGGAUUAUGGAUAACUGUGUCACCUAUGAUUUUAAUGGAAGAGCCUGUGAUAGAUUAAAUAACAAUAAUCGGGCAGUAUAUGCAUACUCAUGUUAUCACAAUAAUGCCAUGUUUAUGUGCAAGGGUUUUGCUGGACUUCCCACCUUUUGCAACAGACGCAAUGCUCGCACUAAUAAAGAAGGAUUAUUUGCUGGUUUUUGGACUAGAAUUGCUGGUAAUACGAAAUUGGAUAGAGAUCGACUAAAAGUAUCUGAAUGCAGAAGGCUAGCAAGAAAUAAUCCAAAUAGAGCUGUCAAUAAUGUUGGAAACUACGGAUUCUACUAUUGUGCUGUUGCCGCUUAGGAUUGUUCAGCCAUGCAAGGAUUUUAUAUUUAUUAUAGUAUAUUGUUAGAACUUUGAGUACAUUAUAGGUUGUCUUUUAUACAGAUAGAUCUAUUAUUUCUCAAUAAAAUGUUUUCAUAGAAAUAGUA
Amphimedon queenslandica is the source of this 1332-nucleotide messenger RNA. RefSeq names its product extracellular protease-like. The coding region runs from base 62 to 1204 and encodes 380 amino acids. Lineage: Eukaryota; Metazoa; Porifera; Demospongiae; Haplosclerida; Niphatidae. The record is from RefSeq and is a predicted model, not a curated record. The transcript is spliced from 3 exons. Gene Ontology annotation, molecular function: metalloendopeptidase activity.